GCGUUUGCGACGGCGCACUUGGCUUGGCGCAAAAAUAGUAGUAGUGCGGUUGGGCCACGCCACGUUCACUGGCAGGGCGCGAGACACGUAUCUACGUACUGCUGGAUCGGGGAGCGCGAUGGCCGGGAGGGAGAGGGACCGGGAGAUGCUCCUCCCGGUGGUGGCCGGCGAGCAUGUCGCCGGCGACGAGGACGACUCGGAGCCGACCGCUCCCGUCAUCAUCGCCGGGCCGCCGCCGCCCACGACGUCAGCGCGCGUGCUCCACCUUCACCACCAUCCCACCGGCAUCGAGGCGUUUUCGAGAGUGAUACGGAGCUGGGCAUGGAAGAAGUUUAUGUCUGGAUGUGUCAUCCUGCUCCCGAUCGCCAUCACCUUCUACACGACAUGGUGGUUCAUCCGCUUCGUCGACGGCUUCUUCUCGCCCAUCUACGUCCAUCUCGGGAUACAUCUCUUCGGCCUCGGGUUUGUCACCUCCAUCAGCUUCAUCUUCCUCGUGGGCGUGUUCAUGUCGUCGUGGCUGGGCGCCUCCCUCCUCGGCCUCGGCGAGUUCUGCAUCAAGAGGAUGCCGCUGGUGCGCCACAUCUACUCGGCUUCCAAGCAGAUCAGCGCCGCAAUAUCGCCAGACCAGAGCUCAAGAGCCUUCAAGGAGGUGGUGAUCAUCCGGCACCCGAGGAUCGGCGAGUACGCGCUGGGCUUCAUCACGUCCACGGUGGCGCUGCGUGGCGCCGGCGUCCGCGGCGACCAGCAGGACCUUGCCUGCGUCUACGUGCCCACCAACAACCUCUACCUUGGGGACAUCUUCCUCAUGAGCCGCGCCGACGUCAUUAUCCCGGACCUCUCCGUCCGGGAGGCCAUCGAGAUUGUUCUUUCAGGUGGCAUGUCGGUACCAAAGAUCAUAUCGGCGGUGGAGGGGGCCGUUGGCCUCGGCGACCACGGCUUAGCAAUAAAGGAUUCCUAGCUCACACUUCUUCCAACUCCUUGACAGUUGACGCUUCCUUCUCAUCGUCACAAUCUUUGGGUUGCUCUGGGAGGUUCUGUUCAAGGUUCUCGAUGUCUUAGAUAGAUGGCAGGUUUAGACGUGUUCCAAUUUUCAUCAGCCAUACGAAAAUACAGUUUUAGUAACUAGCGAUCUUUUGUUGUAUAAAUUCUUUCCUGUGAGUUUUUGUAUGAACUGACAAAACAUUGUGUCCACAAAGUAAACAGCAUAAGUUUGCACUGAUACUCAUGAGAACAAGUAAAUGAAAAACAAAUCCAUGUUUGGUGCAUAAUUCAGCAA
Messenger RNA from Sorghum bicolor (sorghum), 1276 nucleotides. RefSeq names its product protein LIKE COV 1. The record is from RefSeq and is a predicted model, not a curated record. Gene Ontology annotation, cellular component: Golgi apparatus. Lineage: Eukaryota; Viridiplantae; Streptophyta; Magnoliopsida; Poales; Poaceae. The transcript has 6 exons. The coding region runs from base 119 to 958 and encodes 279 amino acids.